AUGAAGCUCAUCAAGUUUAUCACUUGUAUUUUCGGCAAGACCCAACAGGCAACAGUAGAGACUGCUACGAUUCUCUGCCACUGGACAAAGAAGUUGGUGAUGGAAUUCGCUAAACUUCUGCACACUAUUCGUGAAGAAGGAGGCAGCAAAUCAUCCGAAGCUGAAGUGUUUUGUGUACUCCCUUUCCUUCAGCUCCUUGCAAUGCAUCGUGUUCACACGGCAUCCAAACUUCUGGCAGCAUAUGUGGCGAUUUUGAAUGAGUCGCAGUCUUGUAAUGGAUCUCGGGAUGAACUUUUCAACUUUCUCAGACUGCUCUGCAAUUCACUUAAUCUUCAUGAUGUGAAACUUUUCGAUCAUUUGUUAGAGGCGUAUAAGCCUCAUCUGGAUGUGGAUCCUACUUACCAUAGCUACCUGGAGAGAAUCGGACAAAUUUUCUUUGGAAAUCCUCCGAAGAACAAAAACGACUCAUUUGGUCUUUUUGGGAAUAUCCUGAAAGGAGUACUUGGUGAGAAAAAGGAAGAAGAUGAGAUCUUCUCCGACUCGGACUUCGAAGCCGGAUCGAUACAUGCAGGAAGAGAUGAGACGGAAGACGCUUACGAGACUGCGGAAGAAUCGGACAUGACCGAAUGCGAUCACCAUGAAGGUCAAAAACGCGCUACAGAAGAGAUCUUCGACGAUCUCGAUUAA
Cooperia oncophora is the source of this 687-nucleotide messenger RNA. The record is from the annotation of a GenBank genome assembly. Lineage: Eukaryota; Metazoa; Nematoda; Chromadorea; Rhabditida; Trichostrongylidae.